AUGACCGCGGGUCCCACCCCCGUCAGGCAACUUGCCGCGGCCCAGCAGGCGGCGGCCUGCGUCGAGUUCCAGGCGCCGCCGGCAUGGCGCAAGAAGGGCGACGGAUGCAUGCGCUGCGGGCAGCCGCCCAGCGAACACGCCGGCACCGGCGGGAAGCAGCCGAAGAGCGAGAAGAAGAAGGUGGAGAAGGAGAAGAAGGUGGAGAAAGACAAAGAGGUGAAGAAGGUCGAUAGGGACAAGCCCAAAGAGAGCGUUCUAUCGAAGCUGCCGGCCAAGGUCCAACCGUCGGACCUGUCGGGCGUGGCGCUGAAGCCCAUCUCCGCGCGUUCGGCGCUGCCGCUCCCGCCCAGCCGCGGCUCGUCGUCGCCGUCGCUCUCCAGCCCCGGCGGCGGCCAGCUGUCAUCGUCGCCCGGCGGCCUUCCGCCAUCGACCCUCUCGGCCGGCUCCCCCACGGUCCCCACCAAGGCGCGUACCUACACCGAAUCGAGCACCACCUCGGCGCCCAACACGCCCAUCUCGCCCCGCAUGCGCGGCAACUCCAACCCGUUCCUGGCCAACAGCUCGCCGCCGGCCUCCCCGCGCAGCAGCUCCUUCUCGUCGCCACACGCGCCGGCCGUGUCGUUCUACGCCACCUCGCCGCCGCCGCAACCGAGCGGCUCGUCGUCAUCGGCGCCCACGAGCAGGGAGCUGCCGGCCACGGUGUCGCUGGGGUCGUCCAUCUCCUCGUCCCUGUCCACCAAUGAUGUGGUCAUCCACGACAAGCUCUCCAACUCCGGUGGGCCGCAGAGCCCCACCAAGGCCGGGAUCAUCCCUGUGCAGCCGGGUAAGUUGUCCGCGUUCAUCUCCAGCCAAGCUACAGCCGAGCUAUCCAAAGGCCAGACGAAAUCGUCGCCCAAGACCGAGGAACCCCGGCCCUCCCGGCGUUCCGUUCUCGACAAGAAGAAGACAAAGACGCUGCCUUCGCUCGAUCAGGCCAUGCUCCAGUCACAGAUCAACGACCCGUACGGCAUGGGCGUGUCGACCUAUUUCCGCACGAUGAACAAUCUCCUGCACGCCCUGGAGCUCAAGGACGACGCCAUCCACCAAGUCGAGGACCUGAUCACCAGGCACCGAUACAUUCCCUCGCUGGAGGAGAAGAAGCUGAUGCAGCCCAUUCCGCUCCAAGCCCAGAACAGGCUCGAGAAAGUGGUGGAGGACUUGACCGAGUUCAUCAAGGUGCAGCACAGGCUGCGGCAGAUCAUCAAAAUUCAGGCCGUCACCCGCGGCUACCUCGCACGCAAACAAUUCAAGGAAUUCAGCGAGCUGUACGUUCGAGGCCCGCUCAAGGCGCGUAACGAGGCCUUCAAGGAGCUGCUCAGGCGAGAGAAGCAAUACGUCGCCAACCUCCAGCUGAUCGUAAAGGAGUACAUGAAGCCGCUGAAGGAGAACACCAAGGGCUACAGGGCCUUGUGCACCGACAAGGAAGUGAUGACCAUCUUCGGCAACGCGCUGCUCACGGUCCACAGCGAGAUGCUGCACCAGCUGGAGAUCAUCCAGGGCCGGUGCCCCCAGUACGACGGCCUCGGCGAGGUCUUCCUCACCAUGGCACCGUUCUUCAAGGCCUAUGGCGACUAUGUAAAUAAUUUCCAGAACGGAGUCAACACGCUCCUGGAGUGCAAGGAAAAGGAUAGGUUUGCGUCGUUCAUCGACGAGAUCUAUGUCGAGCUUCAGAAGCGAAAUGUGUAUGUGGACCUGCACGGCCUCUUGUCCACGCCGCUCAACCACAUCGCCGGCUACGAGACCCUCAUCAUGGUACGCCCACUUGCUCUUCCUGUUUCACGCCGUUGA
Messenger RNA from Acanthamoeba castellanii str. Neff, 1827 nucleotides. Its product is annotated as calmodulinbinding protein, putative. The transcript is spliced from 15 exons. The coding region runs from base 1 to 1827 and encodes 608 amino acids. Lineage: Eukaryota; Discosea; Longamoebia; Acanthamoebidae. The record is from RefSeq and is a predicted model, not a curated record. Gene Ontology annotation, molecular function: protein binding; guanyl-nucleotide exchange factor activity.